This is a messenger RNA of Letharia columbiana, 564 nucleotides long. RefSeq lists its product as uncharacterized. The transcript has 2 exons. The record is from RefSeq and is a predicted model, not a curated record. NCBI's taxonomy places the organism in Eukaryota, Fungi, Ascomycota, Lecanoromycetes, Lecanorales, Parmeliaceae. Bases 1 to 564 code for a protein of 187 amino acids.
AUGCUCACUUCGAAUCCGAGGUUAUGCACGAUCAAAGCAAACAUCACCAGCCGUACUCUGGCUUCGAACCUCAAGGCAAGCUUUCAGUCCGCCCCAGCUUCUACAACAGCAAUCACAACCUGGCUUUCAGCCGCGGAAGAGAGGCCGAGACCAGCCAUUACAGCUGAAAUAAAAGUCGACAUUGAUUGGUACGCCUUCAACAGCAACAACUCCGUCUAUCGCACGGCCAGUCGCCUCUACUACAGUCUCGAUUUGCCAGUCAACCCUGGUCUCAAAUACCUCUUCGGCAUCGCAGGACGUCGUGGCAUUGACAAGCAGCUUGUCGUCGCUUCCGCAGCUCAGCUCCAGAAGACGCAUUAUUGGAACUCGCCCGACUUCCAACUUCCGGGGAAGUGCUUUGAUGAAGGAUCCUACGGCAGAUUCAUCAGAAACGUCCGCUUUCCCUGCUCGCACUUGCCCAUUUCUUCGAAUGCUACCGUGAUGGACUCGCUAGCUAUGUAUUCGACCCCAGCCGUGCGAACUCUGUUUGGAGACCCGGCGCGAAAAGUGAAUCCUCCCUUCUAA